Carlito syrichta (Philippine tarsier) is the source of this 959-nucleotide messenger RNA. It is a transcript of the gene RPL6, whose product is annotated as ribosomal protein L6. The transcript has 7 exons. Gene Ontology annotation, biological process: translation. Gene Ontology annotation, molecular function: structural constituent of ribosome. Lineage: Eukaryota; Metazoa; Chordata; Mammalia; Primates; Tarsiidae. Gene Ontology annotation, cellular component: ribosome. The record is from RefSeq and is a predicted model, not a curated record. The coding region runs from base 53 to 919 and encodes 288 amino acids.
AUUGCUUAUAGACCGGAAGCCGGUAUCUUAGUUCUCUUUCCCAUCCUGCAAGAUGGCGGGUGAAAAAGUUGAGAAGCCAAAUGCUAAGGAAAAGAAACCUGAAGCCAAGAAGGCUGAUGCUGGUGGCAAGGUGAAAAAGGGUAAGCUCAAGGCUAAAAAGCCGAAGAAGGGGAAACCCCACUGCAGCCGAAAUCCUGUCCUUGUCAGAGGAAUUGGAAGAUAUUCCCGAUCUGCUAUGUAUUCCAGAAAGGCCUUGUACAAGAGGAAGUACUCAGCAGCUAAAUCCAAGGUUGAAAAGAAAAAAAAGGAGAAGGUUCUUGCAACUGUUACAAAACCGGUUGGUGGUGACAAGAAUGGUGGUACCCGAGUGGUUAAACUUCGCAAAAUGCCUAGAUAUUAUCCGACUGAAGAUGUGCCUCGAAAACUGUUAAGCCAUGGGAAAAAGCCCUUCAGCCAGCACAUUAGAAAACUGCGAGCCAGCAUCACUCCCGGGACCAUCCUGAUCAUCCUCACUGGGCGCCACAGAGGCAAGAGGGUGGUUUUCCUGAAGCAACUGGGCAGUGGCUUGUUACUUGUGACUGGACCUCUGGUCCUCAAUCGAGUUCCUCUGAGAAGAACACACCAGAAAUUUGUCAUCGCCACCUCCACAAAAAUUGAUAUCAGCAAUGUGAAGGUCCCAAAACAUCUUACUGAUGCUUACUUCAAGAAGAAGCAGCUGCGGAAGCCCAGGCACCAGGAGGGUGAGAUCUUUGACACAGAAAAAGAGAAAUAUGAGAUUACAGAGCAGCGCAAGAUUGAUCAGAAAGCUGUGGACUCGCAAAUCUUACCAAAAAUCAAAGCUAUUCCUCAGCUCCAGGGCUACCUGCGAUCUGUGUUUGCCCUGACAAAUGGUGUUUAUCCUCACAAAUUAGUGUUCUAAAUUUCUUUGAAAGAACCUAAUUAAAGAACUAAUAAUGUUU